AUUGCUGCUCCUUCUCAAGGAAGGUGUCGCUAGAGAAUUACUUAGACUUGUAGUAAUGUAUUCUCAAGUAGCAUUGGUCGUGUAGAUGUCCUCCCUAUUGCUAUUUAUGGGAUGUGGAGAGGAAUGCAUUCUAGGAGAAUUGACCCUGUUCAAAAUGUCAGUUGUCUUGAUGCUAGUAGCCUUGAUGUCAUGCUUCAGGGGGUUUUCCACUAACAUACAAGGUGACACUUCGGCUCAAGGAGGUUCUAAUAGCGAUACGACUCCACGAUGUAGACGGUAUAUUGCAUAUAGGCUUUGCCUUCUCCCUCGUGAAGACAGACCAAAAGCGAUUACCUGCAUGGAAAACACCAUGUCAACUUUACCCACUUACAAAAUAGGUCAAGCUAUCCAGUGGUGUGUAAACUAUCACAUCGAUCACUCUGGACGUGAGGAGUCCAGCCGAAGUAAAGGUCCUUUUGACAUUCCUGUUGUUGAUGCUAUGGAAAAAUUGUGUUCUGUAACACGAGUUCAAAUAGGAUAUCCUGUUAACUACAUGAAGGCAAUUGGAAGAGAAGCAGCUCUUGUUAUGGACUGUGUUGUUACCAAAGCAGCUAUAUCAGAUGAUCGUUUCGUGGUGUUAAAGUUCGAACCAAAAUGUUUUCAAGGUGAAGCUUAAGUUCUAGACAUUAAG
This is a messenger RNA of Limulus polyphemus (Atlantic horseshoe crab), 670 nucleotides long. RefSeq lists its product as uncharacterized. The record is from RefSeq and is a predicted model, not a curated record. The transcript has 6 exons. Lineage: Eukaryota; Metazoa; Arthropoda; Merostomata; Xiphosura; Limulidae. The coding region runs from base 86 to 655 and encodes 189 amino acids.